AUGGAGAGCCAAGAGUCUUCGGGUCCUUCUGGGCCGUCCGCUGGGCACCACACGGCAGAAACAGCGGCUCGCUCCGAAGCCCUCCAGAAGCCCCUUGUCGUCAGGAUAUUCGACGCGAACGAGCAGCCAGAGGCGUCUGGGGAGGCGGGGUUUUCCGAGGAGGCCGACGAGCAAGACCAGCGAGGCGAGUCCGAGGAGCAUGCGAACUCCGACGAGAUCCCCAGUCACCCCAAGCCCUAUGAGCUUUACCAACCCUAUGAUUCCCGCAAGCCCCUCAAACCUCAUGCACCCUGCGGGCCCCAUGCGCCCCGCGAGCCCCGAAAGCCCCAGGGGGCCCCUGUUCCCCGCGCGCCCCACAAGCCUCAAGAAAUCGAGUUGCUUCCUAGAGCCGGCGUGAUGGUCUCCCCAUCUCUGCUGAUGAGACUCCCGCCACAGCUGCCGCCGUCUUCCCUGAGCGAUCCUGGUCCUUGUGACUUUGUAAGGAAACGGAAGAGAAUUCAAGAUCUUUCUAGGCCUAAGAAACAAUGGGGAGCCCCAGAUAGAAAACUGUUUUGGGGGAAUCAAGAUCCUAUUCGCCCUGUUUCCCAGAGUGCUUUGAAAGCUCAGAUGACCCGAAGAUUAGAGAGCCUUGCCCAGCCUAAGGAAGUCUCCUACCGAUAUGUACCUAAUAGGGUUCAAUAUUGUUAUAGCUGCGGUAGAGAGUCUGUAAUCUGGGAGAUCCCCUCUCCUGCACUGUUUUGCCAACCUUCCAAAAGGAUCCAGAAGCUGGCACAGCCCAACAGAUACAAGAGAGGGUACCUAAUAGACAGAUCCUUCAGUGAUUACUUAAUAAGAGAUUCUGUUCAAUUCUCUGAUCCUUCUCCUCGGAUAUUACAACUCUCAAUAGCCAAAGCCACAAAUCCAAACUAUGUUCCUCCAAAAAGCAUUGAAACCAAGAUUUUGUCAUCUACCCUGGCUGCUAUUGCAGCUCCUAGAAUUGUAGACCUUGCCCAUCCACGGAUCAAGAUAGAGGGUCUGUGCUUUGAAAGAGAAAGAAGUGAAAAGCCCAUUCGUCCUAUCUCCCACGCUGCCUUGCUGGCCCACCCUAGCCCUCGAAUACUAGCUCUAGCUAAGGCCAAGCCUCUUCAUAAAGAUUAUUUACCUCCCCGCGAUGCCCUCUGGCCAGUAUCUUAUGCUGCUCUCCAUUCCAAGAUAUCUCCCAGAGUUCAAGAACUAGCUAACCCAAAUGCAAGGACUCCUAUGCAUAUUGUAUAUUAUGAUCCAGAAGUCUUUAAAGUCAAGCCAGCUGCUUUGAAAACACAGUGUUCUCCAAGGAUCCAGGAGUUGGCAGAACCUAUUACACGUUAA
Messenger RNA from Dama dama (fallow deer), 1347 nucleotides. It is a transcript of the gene SPMAP2L, whose product is annotated as sperm microtubule associated protein 2 like. The transcript has 9 exons. Lineage: Eukaryota; Metazoa; Chordata; Mammalia; Artiodactyla; Cervidae. The coding region runs from base 1 to 1347 and encodes 448 amino acids. The record is from RefSeq and is a predicted model, not a curated record.